Ectocarpus siliculosus is the source of this 240-nucleotide messenger RNA. The record is from the annotation of a GenBank genome assembly. NCBI's taxonomy places the organism in Eukaryota, Phaeophyceae, Ectocarpales, Ectocarpaceae.
AUGGAGUUCCGGACUUCUCACGUGGCGAAUUACUGGAUGGCACGAAUUUUCGACGGGGCGUCCAACGUCAGCGGCUCCGUGGAUGUCGGGAAAACAUGGGGCUAUCCCGGGGAGCUCAUCUCUCGCGCGCUGAAAAAGGCGAACAUGGACUGGCCAGGGGAGGACGUGUUCGACCCCCGGCAACUGACAUGCCUUUCAUGGCCUGUGGAUGUUCCCGGUCCUGAAUCUGACCCUGCCUAG